Molecule: messenger RNA, 381 nt
Organism: Artibeus jamaicensis (Jamaican fruit-eating bat)
Lineage: Eukaryota; Metazoa; Chordata; Mammalia; Chiroptera; Phyllostomidae
Product: ubiquitin-60S ribosomal protein L40-like
Exons: 1
Coding region: 1-381 (126 amino acids)
Biological process (GO): translation; protein ubiquitination; modification-dependent protein catabolic process
Cellular component (GO): cytoplasm; ribosome; nucleus
Molecular function (GO): protein tag activity; structural constituent of ribosome; ubiquitin protein ligase binding
Source: RefSeq, a predicted model, not a curated record
AUGCAGAUCUUGAUGAAGACCCUGACUGUCAAGACAAUCAUCCUCAAGUUUGAGCCCAGUGACACCAGUGAGAAUCCAAAAGCUAUAAUUCAAGGCAAGGAAGGCAUCCUGCCUGACCAGCAGUGCCUGAUUUUUGCAGGUAAACAGUUGGAGGAGUGCUGUACUCUCAGACUGCAACAUUCAGAAAGAACCCACCCUGCACUUGUGUUUCAUCUGUGGGGUAGCAUCACUGAGCCCUUCCCCCACCAAUUCAUCCAAAAGUACAACUGUAGAAAGAUGAUCUGCUGCAAAUUCUAUGUCUGCCUGUACCUCAGUGCUGUCAACUGCCGCAAGAAAAAGUGUGGCCGUACCAACAACCUGUGCCCCAAGAAGGUUAAAUAA